This is a messenger RNA of Apus apus (common swift), 5134 nucleotides long. It is a transcript of the gene HOOK3, whose product is annotated as hook microtubule tethering protein 3. The transcript is spliced from 23 exons. Bases 95 to 2263 code for a protein of 722 amino acids. The record is from RefSeq and is a predicted model, not a curated record. Lineage: Eukaryota; Metazoa; Chordata; Aves; Apodiformes; Apodidae. Gene Ontology annotation, molecular function: dynein light intermediate chain binding; microtubule binding. Gene Ontology annotation, biological process: cytoskeleton-dependent intracellular transport; cytoplasmic microtubule organization. Gene Ontology annotation, cellular component: cytoplasm; centrosome.
GUGUCGGCGCCAGGGCCCGGCCCGGGACGGGCGGCGGUACCGGCCCGGCUGGCAGCCCCCGCCCCGCUGGCAGCCCCCGCCGCCGCGCCCCGCCAUGUUCAACGUGGAGAGCCUGGAGCGCGCCGAGCUCGGGGAGAGCCUCCUCACCUGGAUCCAGACAUUUAAUGUUGAGGCACCAUGCCAGACCGUGGAAGAUUUAACGAGUGGGGUUGUGAUGGCCCAGGUUCUUCAAAAAAUAGAUCCAGUUUACUUUGAUGAAAAUUGGCUGAACAGGAUCAAAACGGAAGUAGGAGAUAAUUGGAGGCUAAAGGUAAGCAACCUGAAGAAAAUUUUAAAAGGAAUACUGGAUUAUAACCAUGAGAUUCUAGGGCAACAGAUUAAUGACUUCACCCUUCCUGAUGUUAACCUGAUUGGAGAGCACGCUGAUGCUGCGGAGCUUGGGAGAAUGCUUCAGCUGAUUUUGGGAUGCGCUGUUAAUUGUGAACAGAAACAAGAGUACAUCCAGACCAUAAUGAUGAUGGAAGAAUCAGUUCAACAUGUUGUCAUGACAGCCAUUCAGGAGUUGAUGAGUAAAGAGUCUCCCGUCUCUGUUGGAAAUGAUGCUUACGUUGACCUUGAUCGGCAGCUGAAGAAAACUACAGAAGAAUUAAAUGAAGCACUAGCAACAAAAGAAGAAAUUGCCCAGAGAUGUCAUGAGUUAGAUAUGCAGGUUGCAGCCCUCCAGGAGGAGAAAAGCAGCUUACUCGCUGAGAACCAGAUUUUGAUGGAACGUUUAAAUCAAUCUGAUUCUAUUGAAGAUCCCAAUAGCCCUGCAGGUCGUAGGCAUUUGCAGCUGCAAACACAACUAGAACAACUCCAAGAGGAAACAUUCAGAUUAGAAGCUGCCAAAGAUGACUAUCGAAUACGCUGUGAAGAACUAGAAAAGGAAAUUGCUGAAUUGAGACAACAAACAGAAGAACUUACUACAUUGGCAGAGGAGGCUCAAUCUUUGAAGGAUGAGAUAGAUGUACUCAGGCAUUCUUCUGAUAAAGUUGCCAAGUUAGAAAGCCAGGUAGAGUCAUACAAAAAGAAACUGGAAGAUCUGGGUGAUUUGCGACGGCAAGUGAAACUCUUAGAAGAGAAGAACACAAUGUACAUGCAAAAUACUGUGAGCCUGGAAGAAGAACUACGGAAAGCCAACGCAGCACGCAGUCAGCUGGAAACAUACAAGAGACAGGCAGUUGAACUACAAAACAGGUUAUCUGAAGAAUCCAAGAAAGCUGAUAAAUUAGAUUAUGAAUGCAAACGACUGAAAGAAAAAGUAGACAGCCUCCAAAAAGAAAAAGAUAGAUUAAGAACAGAAAGAGAUUCUCUGAAAGAAACCAUUGAAGAGCUUAGAUGUGUACAAGCUCAGGAGGGUCAACUCACCACAACAGGAUUGAUGCCUCUGGGAAGUCAAGAGUCUUCAGACAGUUUAGCAGCAGAAAUUGUUACUCCUGAAAUAAAGGAGAAACUCAUUCGCCUUCAGCAUGAGAACAAGAUGUUAAAGUUGAACCAAGAAGGUUCUGACAAUGAAAAGAUUGCCUUGUUGCAGAGCCUUCUUGAUGAUGCAAACUUACGGAAGAAUGAAUUGGAGACAGAAAACAGACUGGUAAAUCAGAGACUUCUUGAAGUGCAGUCCCAGGUUGAAGAGCUGCAAAAAUCCUUGCAGGAUCAAGGUUCAAAAGCUGAAGAUUCAGUUCUUCUGAAAAAGAAGCUUGAAGAACAUCUUGAGAAGCUCCAUGAAGCUAACAAUGAGCUACAGAAGAAACGAGCUAUUAUUGAGGAUUUGGAGCCAAGAUGCAAUAACAGUUCACUCAAAAUUGAAGAAUUACAAGAAGCUUUACGGAAAAAGGAAGAGGAAAUGAAGCAAAUGGAAGAGCGAUACAAAAAGUAUUUGGAAAAGGCCAAAAGUGUCAUCCGCACUUUAGAUCCUAAGCAGAACCAGGGUUCAGCUCCUGAGAUUCAAGCUCUGAAAAAUCAGUUGCAGGAGCGGGACAGAAUAUUUAAUUCAUUAGAGAAAGAAUAUGAAAAAACAAAAAAUCAAAGAGAAAUGGAGGAGAAAUUUAUUGUUAGUGCCUGGUACAAUAUGGGGAUGACUCUGCAUAAAAAAGCAGCAGAAGAUAGACUGGCUAGUACAGGCUCAGGACAGUCCUUCCUGGCUAGACAAAGGCAAGCCACGAGCACGAGGAGAUCUUACCCUGGUCAUGUCCAGCCAGCAACAGCAAGUGAUGUGGUUGCAUGACCUGCAGCAUUAUUGUAACAGGGACUGUUCAGUGCAUGACUUGCUUUUCUGUCCAGACUGCAUAACCAAAACUUAACCAGUUCUACACUUAAGACUCAUGGCCAUCUGAUUUCAAAGGGGGAUCUACUUGCAGAGAAGCUUACCAUCCUGGGGAGUGGCUUUCCCAUUUCCCGCUUCCAUUUACUCUUUCUCUUCACAAAAGGUCUCCUGUGAGGUUAGAAGAGAGAAAAUCCAAUAUUCAGAACUCAACAGGAGAUGUUCUGCAAACUGACAGAGCACUGUCAGCUCUCCAUUUUACUUCUGCCUGUCUACUUUAUUUGAUUUCAAUUAACAGUAUUAACACAGACUUCCUGCAACGUUUUAAUAUACUGAACUAUAAAAAUCUAGUCUUAUGAGUCCUAAAAAUGCUUUUUGGUUACUGUUAAGGUUUCAAAGCACCUGCACCCUUAAAGAAUCCACUUUGACUCUUUAAUUAAAUAAUUAAAGUAAAGCAAAGGAGGUGUUUUAUCAGGAGAAAUUACUAAUGAAUUGCUGCUUGGCUAUCCCAUCUUCCUUACAAAACCAGGCAAGGUUCAUCUGAUGAUCUCCAAGCCAGGCAAACUACUGGGUGGUACUUUGUUCACAGAACACUGCCUGCUUCCUUACUAUGUAUAUACACAGUAGUUUGUGGCUGUUGUAUUUUUCUCUCUGCAUUUUAGCUGUGUUGUCAGUUUCUUUCAGAAACAUUUUUUUUCAAUCUGUGUACAAUUGUUAAAACAAUCUGAGGAGAGAACUUGAAUGGAGAUAAGUAUGAAAGCUGUCUACACCUUCAGUAUUACACAGACUGUCCUUGCCAGUUUAUAAUUUGGGUCGUUCAUCUUCUACCUGUACUAUUUGUUUCUUUUCUCCUUACCGCAGUCUUAGCUAUUUAAUUUCCAAUUGCACUAGUUUGGCUGUUCUUUGUAUUAUGAAGUUUAGCUAUAAGAUUUGCCAUAUGUAGACAGUGUAACUCAAAAUGCUUUGUACUGCCUAUAUUAAUUUAAAAAGCUGCUUAUUUAAUAUUCUUAAAUAUCUGCACAUUUGUACUACUGUAUCUUUGUUUUGUAUUGGACAUUCAGUACUGGCAAGAUUCAGAAGAUGAGGAAUGCUGUAGCUUUGUAAGUUAGGACGUUUAUUGUAUACAAGUCAGUGUGUGAAGAAUGGGGAAGGGGGCUUUUAAGCCAUCCAACUUGCUGGAAAAUCUGAAGGGCCUGAAUGAUGAGUACUGUAAGUGGUUUGGUUGAAGUCCAGUUCCAGAGAAACCCCAUUCUUGCUCACUUGGACCUUAAUCCUGCAAAAAUAUAAAUAUGUAUGUACUCUGCUUGCUCCAAGAAUGGUUUUGCUUAUCCAGGUGGUAGCAUAACCACCAGACCUGUUUCCCAUGUUAGCACCCCCAUGCUGGAGUAAUGUUGUGUCUCUAGUCUUUGCAGUCACUUCUGGCCAUGAAACACAGGGUAUGUCUUGUCCUGGGCCCUUCAAGUGGGCCUCACCUGGUGUGCUCAGACACCCACGUGUGUUCAGUCCUCAGGGAUCCUGAUACCACUGAGUUGUAGCGUCGUGCAAAAUGACUUGGAGAAAAGACAGAUCAUGUCCCCAUCUCUGUUUCCCCAGGAGAGUCUGUGCCACCUGGCAAAGGGAAGAGCAGGUAGGAACAGGCUCCAAGCCGACUGUGCAGGGGAGGGAAGGGUAAGCAUUAAGAUCCCGGUGAGAAGUGUCUGGCAUGUUCCCUUCUGGAUACUGUACCAGAGGGGAAGCCUCUGGUGGCUGCCAGGUGCUCUGGCUGACAUAAGUCAGGAAAGAUUCCAGGAGGGGGAUGUGUCUUUCCUGGUCCACUGGGACCUUGGACAGUGAAGUCUGAUGUGACCUGCAGGCAGGAUGUGGGGUUUGGUGGUGAGAAGUCAGGUGUUCCUGCAGCAGAGGCAGCAAAGCUUUCAUCAGACUGAGUCCAGCAGAGAGCUAAAGGAUUUGUGUCUUACUGGGUCAGAGCCAUGGGUCCCUUGUUACAUGUCAGAGCAAGUGUUAUUAGAAAACAUUUUAGCUGGGUGUUAAAGGCAUGGUUUGUUUCUCAUUUGUAAGUGCUGCUUUGACUGGGAUCUCAGACUGCCCCACAGCAGGCUGGAUGCAGGAUCCCUGGAAUCAGUGGCUCUGUGCAGGGUGGGAGGGGAUGGCUCUGUUUCUGUGCGCCUGCCUGCACAGGAGUCCCAAGAUGAAUCCGAGCAGUACCUCAUUUCUCCAAGUGGUCUGUGCAAAUUAGAGACUUAAGUAUCAGUUGUUCUCGAGCCUGAAGACAUAUCUAAGUGCGUUUAUCUUGUUUGAGUUCACUAAUGCAACAGAGGGAUGUUGGGUGCAGCCAGUAACUUUCAGCAAGUGAGCUGGCAGCUUCAAUUAGAUUAGCCUAGCAUCUCUGUCAUGAAGUGAUUGCGAGCUCACAACUCAGAGGGGAUCUCCAGCAUGUCUCUGAUAUACUAACUUCAUUUGUACUGCAUAGAAGACUCUUUUACUUUCUUAAUAGCAGCUUGUUUGACAGUCUUGAAUUAAGUGUUGACCAAUUAUCAAAGUAACUGUUUGUGAAGUUGCCAGUGAUUAUAUUUUCUGUAAAAGAAUGGAAUCUUAGAGUGUCAAAACAUUUACUUCCCAUUUCAGUUCAUCUGCAAAUUGUGUAACUACCAGAUUGUCAUGGUAGCAGUAUUAAUAUACAUAUCUGUAUAUAGACAAAAAAAAUUCCUUAGUAAUGAUCAUUGGAAUCAAAAAGUUUAAUAUUUUUCCCAGUCAAAUACACUAAUGCUUCCAAGGUGACAUAAGAGUGUACAGUUGUUAAACAAGUUGUAAAUAAACGCUUCUAUAAAAUGUAAA